ACUCGGGUUAAUCAAUCAAACUGUGUGAGACACAUUGUGUCAACAAAAAAAAAGAAAUAAUAAUAAUAAUGGGAAGAUGGGCAAUCGCAGUACACGGUGGCGCCGGAAUCGACCCUAACCUUCCCGUCGAAAAACAAGAACAGGCCAAACAGCUUUUAACUCGCUGUCUUAACCUCGGCAUAGCAGCUUUACGUUCCAAUGUCUCCGCCAUUGACGUCGUUGAGCUCGUCGUGAGAGAAUUGGAGACAGAUCCUCUGUUUAACUCAGGCCGUGGAUCUGCUUUGACAGAGAAUGGAACGGUUGAGAUGGAAGCUAGCAUUAUGGACGGUACGAAGAGACGAUGCGGCGCCGUUUCGGGGAUCACAACCGUUAAGAAUCCGAUAUCUCUCGCUCGUCUCGUCAUGGACAAAUCUCCCCACUCUUACCUUGCCUUCUCAGGCGCGGAGGAUUUCGCCCGCAAACAGGGAGUUGAAACUGUGGAGAACGAUUACUUCGUCACGGAAGACAACGUGGGGAUGCUCAAGCUAGCCAAAGAAGCUAACUCCAUCUUGUUUGAUUACCGGGUCCCACUGAUAGGAUGCGCCGGAGCCGCGGUAACGGACAGUCCACUCCAGAUGAACGGACUUCCGAUCAGCAUCUACGCGCCGGAGACGGUAGGAUGCGUGGUGGUGGACGGAGAAGGACGGUGCGCCGCGGGGACAUCAACGGGAGGUCUGAUGAACAAGAUGAUGGGAAGGAUAGGAGACUCGCCGCUGAUAGGAGCCGGGACGUACGCGUCGGAGCUUUGUGGAGUGUCGUGUACAGGAGAAGGAGAAGCCAUCAUAAGGUCGACGCUGGCGCGUGACGUGUCGGCUGUUAUGGAGUACAAAGGAGUUGGGCUACAAGAAGCGGUUGAUUACGUCAUCAAGGAGAGGCUUGACGAAGGGUUCGCUGGACUUAUAGCUGUGUCGAGUAAAGGAGAGGUGGUUUGUGGUUUUAACUGUAAUGGGAUGUUUAGAGGAUGUGCAACGGAGGAUGGGUUCAUGGAAGUUGCUAUGUGGGAGUGAGAUAGAGCUCUCUUUGUGUUCCACUAUUAAUGUUUGUGAGUGUAUGAUUUGUCUCUGCUUAAUGGGUAAUAAAAAAAUUCAGCUCACAAAAUAACAACUAAAAGUGGUGGUGGUAGUUAGUAGCUUAACCUUUCAUGAAUCCAAUCUUCAUGUACUUGUGGAGGCAGUCUCUGAAAGUUUCAAGCACUGCUCUUUCAUGUAAAUAUCUCUUUCAUUGAAACUUGUCUUGGUAUGGGAAUCCACCUCUUCAUUGUAUUGAGUAUCA
Molecule: messenger RNA, 1311 nt
Organism: Eruca vesicaria subsp. sativa (arugula)
Lineage: Eukaryota; Viridiplantae; Streptophyta; Magnoliopsida; Brassicales; Brassicaceae
Source: the annotation of a GenBank genome assembly